This is a messenger RNA of Arachis duranensis, 3811 nucleotides long. RefSeq names its product 5'-3' exoribonuclease 3. The transcript has 23 exons. The coding region runs from base 157 to 3384 and encodes 1075 amino acids. Gene Ontology annotation, cellular component: nucleus. NCBI's taxonomy places the organism in Eukaryota, Viridiplantae, Streptophyta, Magnoliopsida, Fabales, Fabaceae. Gene Ontology annotation, molecular function: RNA binding; 5'-3' RNA exonuclease activity; zinc ion binding. The record is from RefSeq and is a predicted model, not a curated record. Gene Ontology annotation, biological process: nuclear-transcribed mRNA catabolic process.
CUGCGAAGAAGAAUCUCCUGAUUUUGCUUCUUCGCAUAUUCUUUUCGCUCCCUCUCGUCUUUUCUUUUUUCUCCUUAAAUUCGAUAAACUGAGUGUAGUUUGAGAAUUUCUUUGGUUUUUAUUUUUCGAAAUUUUCUGUGGUGAAAUUGUAAGAGAAUGGGAGUUCCGGCGUUUUACCGGUGGCUGGCGGAGAAGUAUCCGAUGGUGGUUGUCGAUGCCGUCGAGGAGGAACCGGUGGUGAUCGACGGAAUCGCGAUUCCAGUGGAUACGAGCAAGAAGAACCCUAACAACCUUGAAUACGAUAAUCUGUACCUCGAUAUGAACGGCAUCAUUCACCCUUGUUUUCACCCCGAGGAUAGGCCAUCUCCGACUUCAUUUGAUGAGGUGUUCCAGUGCAUGUUUGACUACAUUGAUAGGCUGUUUGUGAUUGUCCGGCCUAGGAAGCUGCUCUACAUGGCUAUUGAUGGUGUGGCACCGAGGGCUAAAAUGAAUCAGCAACGGUCUAGGCGGUUCAGAGCAGCAAAAGAUGCAGCUGACGCAGCUGCUGAAGAAAUUAGGUUAAGAGAGGAAUUUGAGAGGGAGGGCAGAAAGCUUCCUCCCAAAGAAGAGUCCCAGACUUUCGAUUCAAAUGUCAUUACACCUGGAACUGAAUUUAUGGCUGUUUUAUCAAUUGCGCUCCAGUAUUAUGUUCAUCUUAGGUUAAACAAUGACCCUGGUUGGCAGAAUAUAAAGGUUAUUCUUUCAGAUGCAAAUGUUCCUGGUGAGGGGGAGCAUAAGAUUAUGUCCUAUAUACGGUUACAGAGGAAUCUUGAAGGUUAUGAUCCAAAUACAAGACAUUGCCUGUAUGGUUUGGAUGCUGAUUUGAUUAUGUUGGCUUUAGCUACCCAUGAAGUGCACUUUUCAAUUCUAAGAGAGGUUGUAUUUACUCCCGGUCAAGACAAAUGUUUCCUCUGUGGUCAGAUGGGUCACAUGGCUGCUGACUGUGAAGGAAAGGCAAAAAGAAAGGCCGGAGAAUUUGAUGAAAAAGGAGAUCCUAUUGUGGUUAAAAAGCCUUACCAGUUUCUAAACAUUUGGACAUUGAGGGAAUAUCUGGAGUAUGAGAUGAGAAUUCCGAAUCCUUCAUUUGAGAUUGAUUUUGAGCGAAUUGUUGAUGACUUUAUCUUCAUGUGCUUUUUUGUUGGCAAUGAUUUCCUUCCCCAUAUGCCUACACUAGAAAUUAGAGAGGGUGCAAUUAACUUGCUUCUAGCAGUAUACAAGAAGGAGUUCAAUGCACUAGGUGGUUAUUUAACCAAAGGAAGUAAGCCAAAUUUGGAUAGAGUGGAGCACUUUAUUCAGGCUGUUGGAGCUUAUGAAGAUAGAAUUUUCCAGAAAAGAGCUCGAUUGCAUCAGCGACAAGCAGAAAGAAUUAAGCGGGAUAAGGCUCAUUCAAGGAGGGGAGAUGAUGCCCAGCCUCAAUUUCAACCAGAGUCUCUAGUUGCAGUUUCACGAUUUCAUGGUUCUCGUCUUGCUUCAGCUCCAACGCCUUCACCAUUUCAACAAUCUGGGCACCAUGAUCCCAGCUCAUCUGGGAAAGACCAUAGGAGUGCAUCUGAGGCGCUCCCAAAAGUUGCUAAGCUAUCUUCUGGGGCAACUGUUGCUGCUGCUAUUGUUGAAGCUGAGAAUAGUCUUGAAAUAGAUUUUCAAGAUAACAAAGACGAAUUGAAAGCAAAACUAAAGGAGGUACUUCGUGAGAAAUCUGAUGUAUUCAAUUCACAAAAUGCCGGAGAGGAUAAGAUCAAAUUGGGAGAACCAGGCUGGAAAGAGAGAUAUUAUGAUGAGAAGUUCUCAGCUAAAACUCCCGAGGAACUUGAAAUGAUACGGAAAGAUGUUGUUUUGAAAUACACUGAAGGCUUGUGUUGGGUGAUGCACUAUUAUUACGAAGGUGUUUGUUCUUGGCAAUGGUUUUAUCCUUAUCAUUAUGCCCCAUUUGCAUCUGAUCUCAAGGACCUUGGGAGUCUUGAUAUUAACUUUACACUGGGUACCCCAUUCAAACCUUUUGACCAACUUCUUGGGGUUUUCCCUGCUGCGAGCUCACAUGCCCUUCCUCAACCAUAUAGGAAACUUAUGACAGAAGCUGACUCACCAAUCAUUGAUUUUUAUCCAGUUGACUUUGAAGUGGACAUGAAUGGCAAACGCUAUUCUUGGCAGGGUAUUGCAAAGUUGCCUUUUAUUGAUGAAGCACGUCUUCUUGCAGAAGUUAAAAAAGUUGAAAAAUUGUUAACACCAGAGGAGAUGAGGCGAAAUGCUAUCAUGUUUGACUUGCUUUUCGUAAAUUCCUGUCAUCCACUUUCUGCAUGCAUAAGUACACUUGACAACAAAUGCAGAAACAUGUCCGACAGUGAGCGUGUUGAUGUCAAAGAACAAAUCAAUCCCAAAGAAAGGUAUACGUGCAGUGGUGGAAUGAAUGGUUUUAUAUCCUUAUGUGGUGGAGAGCCUUGCCCUCCUAUCUUUAGGUCUCCUGUUGAAGGCAUGGAAGAUAUUAUGGACAAUCAUGUCAUAUGUGCCAUAUACAGACUCCCACAGGCGCAUAAACACAUUACUCGGCCACCACCAGGAGUUAAAUUUCCAAAGAAGACUGUGACUCUUGGGGAUAUGAAACCUGAACCAGUAUUAUGGCAUGAAGAUUCUGGUGGGAGACGGGGUGGUGGGGAUAAUGGGAGGAGAAACCCUCCAGGAUCUAUUUCUGGUCGAGAGCUUGGAGAUGCAGCACACAGAUUAGUAGCGAAUUCCUUACAAGCAAAAGGUGCCAACAAUGGAUAUCGCUAUCCGAUUAAUGGACCACCUCCAUCUUACGCACCACCAAUGGCUCACCAAAGAUUGCCUCCCUACAAUUAUGAAUCACACCCAGGAUACGGUGCCAUGCCACCUUCUGUGAUGCCUCCACUCCAGGGCCAGCAGCCUUAUCGACCUUAUGCUACUGUCCCUACCCAACAGUAUGGUUAUAAUCAGCCAUAUCAGCUGCCUCCCCCGGCAAUGUACAAUCAUCAUCAUCAACCACCUGGUUCUUAUGAAAGAAAUAACCACCAACACCCCCCACGAUCAAACCAUUAUGGAAGAAAUCAUGGUAGUGGGGGAAGUGGGAGGGAUGGAUACCAACCAUCAGGUAAUAAUCACAAUGCCAGGUAUCCAAAUGCGUCGCAAGGGGCAUUUGGUAGUCAUCAUCAAGAUGUUCGACAUCAUGGCCAAGGUUACCAACCAUCUAGACAUCACCAGAAUUGGGCUCCAAGGAAUGACGAAAAUGGCCCCAGGGAUUAUGGGCACCAGCAUUCGGCCAAUCAAUUUUCUUCUUUGGACAGAAGGGGAAACAGGAAGCCAAUGCCACCACCUGGUUAUAGUCGCAGAUAAAUUCAUUUCCUAUAGGGUAACAAUAAUCGCAAUCCUCUAAAAUGGUUGAUAUCUGAUAUUGUUGUACCGUAUGUUUUUCUUUAGUUUAGGUGAAAGUUUGAGAGUUGUACCAUUAGUUUCUAUUCAUUGUUUUAAUCUGAGCUCAUGCUCCUUCAAUUUUUCAUCAAAUAGAUUAUAGUGGUCAAUUAUAACCCUUGAACUCAGGUUUGAUUGCAUUUUCAAAUUUAUAGGUUAUUUUAUUGUGUAAUUCUAUUUUACACACUAUUAUCUGUUUAUUUUGAAGCAACUAUUCUUGUAUUUCCUUUCCUGAUAAAUACAUUGACCCACCAAAAACUAGAAAGAAAGUAGGUAGUGUUUUUUACUUUUUGGUGUAUAUUAUUAUAUACUUAUUUUAUAAUGGAUAGACAUGUGACGUCUUCCCAAGAAC